Messenger RNA from Maniola jurtina (meadow brown), 482 nucleotides. RefSeq names its product endocuticle structural glycoprotein ABD-4-like. The transcript has 2 exons. Gene Ontology annotation, cellular component: chitin-based extracellular matrix. The coding region runs from base 37 to 420 and encodes 127 amino acids. Gene Ontology annotation, molecular function: structural constituent of chitin-based larval cuticle. NCBI's taxonomy places the organism in Eukaryota, Metazoa, Arthropoda, Insecta, Lepidoptera, Nymphalidae. The record is from RefSeq and is a predicted model, not a curated record.
UUGAUACAUCAACUAAGUAUAUCAAACAAUACAAAAAUGAAAUCUUUUGUUUUGGUAGCUCUUUUCGCUGCGGUGGCACUGGCGGCCCCUCAAGCCCCGGCUGAGCCCAUUCCCAUAGUCCGUCAGGACAGCCAAAUCAAUGGAGACGGUUCAUACCAAUAUUCAUUUGAAACGGGGAACGGUAUUAGCGCAGACCAGCAGGGUGAUCUGAAGAAAGUUGGGGAUGUUGAAGCAAUAGAAGUCAAAGGUCAAUUCCAGUAUCCGAGCGAUGACGGAACCAACAUUCAGCUAACGUACACAGCCGACGAAAACGGCUUCCAGCCCCAAGGUGCUCACCUUCCUACAGCUCCCCCAGUGCCGGAGGCCAUCCAACGUGCCCUCGCCUACCUCGCCACCGCUCCUCCGCAGCCGGAAAAUUAACAGCCUUCAACUGCACUGCUACAGAUUCACGUCAAGCCGCAUCUACCCUAAUAAAAAUUCGC